This is a messenger RNA of Hyaloperonospora brassicae, 822 nucleotides long. The record is from the annotation of a GenBank genome assembly. Lineage: Eukaryota; Oomycota; Peronosporomycetes; Peronosporales; Peronosporaceae.
AUGGGAGUGUGGCGCAAAGCGUUGACGUCGGUGCACGCGACGCUCCUGCGUUCUAAACAAUCUCUCGGUCUUCGACUCAAGCUCCAGCCGGAGAAGGACAUAUUCCUGUUCAAUACUAACGAUGCAGUCGCGGAGUGGACAGCCACAAGCGACCGAUCGAUUGGAGGACUGUCGGAGUGCCGAUGGGGGUUCUUCACGGGUGCACCUGCAGAAGAUAGCAAAGAAAUGAGCAAUGAAGAGAAGCGUUCGACGAGGCUUAUCCACAAAGUGAAUAGCCAGGAUAAUGUCCCAUCCGCGGUAUUCACUGGACGGCUCAAUAUGGAUUGCCAGCCGACGGAGAUUGGCGUAGUUCGAAGUGGCUACUGCGCGGUGCGGGCAUCUGUCCCACCAGACCUGCUCUUGCACGGCUACGAAGGGAUUGCAAUGCGAAUAAUGACGGAUGGGCGCGAGUAUCGCAUGAAUGUGCAGAUGGAGAGCUGGAAUCCGUUCAACCUGUACAUGGGGUUCAUCAGGACGCCGCCCAAUAAAUGGGUUGACGUUACUCUGCCAUUCCGUGACUUCCUGUUGACGGCGAAGGGCUUUGUAAAACUUGACGAUGAGACGGAACUUGAUCCUUCCCAGCUCAAAAGUGUCGGCUUUGCCAUCGCUGAUCAGAAGGAAGGCGAUUUUGAGCUGCGCAUUCAGUGGAUCAAGGCCGUGGCACAACUACGGUCAUCCGGCAAGGACGAUCACAGCGACGGCGAUGAUGGCGACGACGACCGCUACGACGACGCCAAGCGCAGAACGGAUCACUUCCAAAAGCCGGCAGAUUUAGUCAUCUGA